AUGCUCACACUUCCAGCACUCAGGACAUUAUCAGCAUCUGCUGCUCGCACACCUGUGUCGGCGAAAUUUAACUCGACCCAGGCUGGCAGCGGACCCGACGCUUCCUACGGCUCAGCAACUCGUUCCACAGUGCCUCCUCGUUCGACACACGCAUCCUACCACCCAGGAGGAUACGGUAUCUCGGAGGGUCUCAAGCGAGCGCGAAAGCCAUAUCGCUUCCGCAACAUUCUUACCGGCUCUUUAAUCAUGGGAUUCGCCGCCGGUGUCUACUUCUACUCGAUCUCGAAGGUCAAGCAAGACGACUUCUCGGAUCUCGCAGAGGUCAGGGCGCCUGGUGCCAGUUCCAACGCUGGUCCUGUCACCACAGAGGUCGACGACAAGCACAAAGUAUGA
This is a messenger RNA of Ustilago hordei, 393 nucleotides long. RefSeq lists its product as uncharacterized. Lineage: Eukaryota; Fungi; Basidiomycota; Ustilaginomycetes; Ustilaginales; Ustilaginaceae. The transcript is spliced from 2 exons. The coding region runs from base 1 to 393 and encodes 130 amino acids. Gene Ontology annotation, biological process: mitochondrial respiratory chain complex IV assembly. The record is from RefSeq and is a predicted model, not a curated record. Gene Ontology annotation, cellular component: mitochondrial inner membrane.